Messenger RNA from Myotis brandtii (Brandt's bat), 2321 nucleotides. It is a transcript of the gene CADM4, whose product is annotated as cell adhesion molecule 4. The record is from RefSeq and is a predicted model, not a curated record. Gene Ontology annotation, biological process: regulation of Rac protein signal transduction; regulation of wound healing; negative regulation of peptidyl-tyrosine phosphorylation. The transcript has 10 exons. Gene Ontology annotation, cellular component: cell-cell contact zone. Gene Ontology annotation, molecular function: vascular endothelial growth factor receptor 2 binding. The coding region runs from base 16 to 1377 and encodes 453 amino acids. NCBI's taxonomy places the organism in Eukaryota, Metazoa, Chordata, Mammalia, Chiroptera, Vespertilionidae.
UGUGGUGAGCUCGGCAUGUGGGCACACACGUGGAUUCAGCAAAUUCCUCCCAAAUGCUGGCCCUCCCCACCCGGUCACACACCCAGCUGCUCCCCUCCAGAGCAGCUAGAGAGCCAUCCACAUAGCUUCCACACACGGAGAGAAGCUGGAGACCUCCAAGACAGCGUGACCCUGAGACUGGGGACAAGUCUCUGCUGUCACUUCAAGAUGUGUAUGUAUCCUUACCUCCUUUCUUUGCAACAGACACGCUGCAAUUUCCCAGAUGAGUGCUCUGGGGCGGGACAAGAAGUACAGACGGAGAAUGUGACCGUGGCCGAGGGCGGGGUGGCCGAGAUAACCUGCCGUCUGCACCAGUACGAUGGGUCCAUCGUUGUCAUUCAGAACCCAGCCCGGCAGACCCUCUUCUUCAAUGGCACCCGCGCCCUGAAGGAUGAGCGUUUCCAGCUUGAGGAGUUCUCCCCUCGCAGGGUGCGGAUCCGGCUCUCAGACGCCCGCCUGGAAGACGAGGGAGGCUACUUCUGCCAGCUCUACACGGAGGACACCCACCACCAGAUUGCCACGCUCACCGUACUGGUGGCCCCGGAGAAUCCCGUGGUGGAAGUCCGGGAGCAGGCGGUGGAGGGCGGCGAGGUGGAGCUCAGCUGCCUGGUCCCGCGGUCCCGCCCGGUUGCCGUUCUGCGCUGGUACCGCGACCGCAAAGAGCUGAAAGGUGUGAGCAGCAGCAGGGAAAAUGGCAAGGUAUGGAGCGUGGCGAGCACAGUGAGGUUCCGCGUGGACCGCAAGGACGACGGCGAUAUCGUCAUCUGCGAGGCGCAGAACCAGGCGCUGCCCUCGGGGCACAUCAAGCAGACGCAGUACGUGCUGGACGUGCAGUACUCCCCCACGGCCCGGAUCCAUGCCUCGCAGGCUGUGGUGAGGGAGGGAGACACGCUGGUGCUGACGUGUGCCGUCACGGGGAACCCCAGGCCAAAUCAGAUCCGCUGGAGCCGCGGGAAUGAGUCUUUGCCGGAGCGGGCCGAGGCGUUCGGGGAGACGCUUACGCUGCCUGGCCUGGUAUCAGCAGAUAAUGGCACCUACACUUGCGAGGCGUCGAACAAGCACGGCCACGCGAGGGCGCUCUAUGUGCUCGUGGUCUACGACCCCGGUGCGGUGGUGGAGGCUCAGACGUCCGUGCCCUACGCCAUUGUGGGCGGCAUCCUGGCGCUACUGGUGUUUCUGAUCAUAUGUGUGCUGGUGGGCAUGGUCUGGUGCUCGGUACGGCAGAAGGGCUCCUAUCUGACCCACGAGGCCAGUGGUUUGGAUGAGCAGGGAGAAGCGAGAGAAGCCUUCCUCAAUGGCAGUGACGGACACAAGAGGAAAGAAGAAUUCUUCAUCUGACCCCGUCUCUACCCCAGGCCUGGGCCUGGGCGAGGGUCCACCCCACUGCCAGCUGCAAAGACAUUUACCAGAGUCUGGGAUGGUGGGCAUCUCUCCCCACCACUAACACCUCAGACGUUUGGGCAGGGAUGGGGGUGUCAUAUGCCUAGGUCUCUUUGAGGGCCAGAAGCAAGGUCCCAGAGGUCUGGGGUCCCCCAGGGGGUAGGGGCCAAAGGUCCAGAUCCCCCAAGUCCAGGGAGGGCGGUAGGGAUUGGGUUGGGGGAAGAUAACAGGGGGAAGGCCAGGGCCCCUAAGCUGCAGAACCAGGUCAUGUGGGGAGGGGAUCAGAUUCUGGGAAGGGUGGGGUGGGCAGGGAAGGGAAACGCAGAUUUCUUUGGGGGUCCAAGACCUCAUGCCAGCCAUUGUAGGAGCUCCAUAGAGCUCUGGGCACCUCUUUGCAAAGCCAUGUUUGCACGGUGGGGGUAAGGGUGGGGGGGAGGGUGUGGAAACAGGGAUUCUGUGUCUUUGUGUCAUAACUUUGAUGGAGGAGGUGAGGGAGACAGCCCCAGCCCUUUUCUCCAAUCCCCCUUCCCCAGGUUCCAGCUUCCCUUCCCUCUACCUUCUCCCCCCACAUCUGUCCUAUCUAUAUUUGUCUCUCUGUCCACCCACUCCUGGGGGGGCCUUCCCCAGCUCUCCUCCAGGCCCUCCCCCCCCCAGGGAGGGGGAAAGGAGUUUAGGGAGGGUGUUGGUCUCUAUGGUUUUAUAUAUAAUAUAUUAAAAAAAUAAAAAAUCUGUAUGAAAAUAUCAGAUUAUGCCCUCCUCCCCCAUUCCUGGCUUUUGCCCCCUUUUUCUUGUUAAAAAAACAAAACAAAACACCACAACACAACAUUUUGUACGGGGCAGGGAGGGGAAUGGGAAGGGGGUGUGGCAGUCCCACUAACCACCAUUAAACUGAGGAGAGAACA